Molecule: messenger RNA, 5526 nt
Organism: Haplochromis burtoni (Burton's mouthbrooder)
Lineage: Eukaryota; Metazoa; Chordata; Actinopteri; Cichliformes; Cichlidae
Product: nectin-4
Exons: 6
Coding region: 749-1768 (339 amino acids)
Biological process (GO): heterophilic cell-cell adhesion; homophilic cell-cell adhesion
Cellular component (GO): adherens junction
Source: RefSeq, a predicted model, not a curated record
UUUGUGUGGUAAAUGGUAUUUUGAGUUUUAAUUGUCUUUACUGUACUGUGGUUUGUUGUAUUGUAAUUAUAUUGUGCUUUGUGGCCUACAGUUACUAAAACUGUUUUGCUAGUGUUUUUCUUUUGUUCCUUUUGUUUGUUAGUACAAGACAAAAGAGCUGUUGGAGGCAGGCAACUUUGCAAGACUGAAUAAAGUGACUGUUUUGAGUUGUCACCAUGGUGCUUGAUUUGGAAUAAUGUAUGAAAUACCCUGACACCCAUUAAGUCCGCACUAGUGACAAAUAUCUCAUCCUGAUGCUAAAGGAAGUGGCCGUACCAACGUUUCUAGUUCUUCUAUAUUGAACUUGGAAAAAUGUGUUUUUAUUGUAUGAAGCCUGGACGCAUUGUAGCUGAGUGUCCCAUUUUAGGUAAAAACCAGGAAGCCACACCCAUGGCUCCAAAUGGUUCUGUACAGGCCAAAUAACCAAAUCAGACACUAUGCUCUGAGAGUUUUUGCUUGGGUUUUGAACAAUUUAUCCUAGAUGGACUUGGAGCUGUAAUUUUAAAUCUGUGUAAAUCAGACGUGCACUGUGGUCACGCCAGCAUCUAAUCCAUCCAAGUUAUGUGGUUUAUUAAAAUAAUCAAAUUACAGCAUUUACAUUUAUGUUAGACUACUUUUAAUUAACUGCUUUAGCUGUAACUUUAAAUCUGUGUAAAGCAUCUCCUCUCUUGUCUCUUAUCUUUAAGCUGAUGUUUGAUCUUAGUGUUUCAUGCUCUUUACAGCUCUACAGGUGAUUGGUGGAAGAGUGACAGCGGUUCAAGGAGGUACGGCCAUCUUACCGUGUCAUGUCACUGAUACCAAUGAUGACCUGACACAGAUUACCUGGCAAAGGAAGACUAGAAAAAACCCUCAUAAUGACAAUUUUAUUACUAUCCAACCCAGAAAUGGACUACAGUUUGUCAAUGGACGUGAUGAUCGAUUUAAAUAUGUCGGGAAUUUUAACAACAAAAAUGGAACUCUCCAGUUAUCCAAUGUUGCCCUGAAGGAUGAAGGCAGCUACACAUGCAUCUUCACCCUGUUUCCAAGUGGAAAUCAGAAGAUUGAGAUUCCUCUAAACCUGCUUGUGCCUCCUUUCACAAGCGUCAAGGACAAUCUUCCCACUUUGGGCACAGAAGAGGUUUUAUUUGCUACCUGCACGGCUGCUGGAUCGAAGCCUCCUGCAGAGGUGAGGUGGCUCACUGGUGCUUUGGGAGACAAAGUGAGGACAACAACAAACUCCACCCAGUAUGACAACGGUACGACUACCACAGUCAGCUCUCUGUUUGGUGUUCCUACGAGAGAGAUUAAUGGUCACCAGAUCCAGUGUGUCAUCAGUGGUGACUCCCUGUCUGCUGAAGAAACCCUGGCCUUCACCAUACAGGUCUACUUUUCUCCUACAGAAGUGAAAAUUUCAGCAAUUUCAGAGGAUUCGUUUGAGUGUGUGACAGAAGCUAACCCAAAUGCAAAAUUCACCUGGAUCAGAUCUGGCCAGUCUUUGCUGGAGUCUGCUGUCAAAGUAGACGGUGCAAACCUACAACUGCUCAGCCUGACGUCUGAUCUAAAUGGACUCUAUCAGUGUGAAGCAUCUAACGCAUAUGGAAGUAAACACGGUCAGCUCUAUGUGCAUGUGACAUCAGGAACAAGCCGUGUUGCCUGGGCAUUAUUUCUUGUUUUGCUUUCCCUGAAUGUUGGGGCUGCAGCAUGGUACUUUUAUAAAUCUGGACGUUUUAAAAGCUGUGGGAGCAAAUAAGGGACAACAUCUGGACCGAUGCCUCCACCAACGUGUCAUUCCACAGUCAACUGGUAAACAUACAGAUGAAUAGAUGGAGGUAUUUGGUAACAUUUCCUACCCGCGAAUCCCUUUUAUUUUGUGAUUCAGGUUUAUAAAUGUUUUUGUCUUACUUUAAAAUUGCAGUAAUUGCAUAAAUACACGCAAAACAUUGGUAACUGACUCCCACUCUCCUUGCAUGUCACUCCCACUGCCACAGCAUUUUGGAUGUGGCUUUUACUGCCUGUUCCUGUUGUCAUGAACAACUUAAGCAGUAUUUGGGAUCCAUACUGUUUCCACCAACAGUUUGAAGUGCUUUCAUCUGCAGUUGGCUGUUGAUAGCAGUUAUAUUAAUGUGGUUACAGCUGUUUUUGUUUUUCCCCAUCUGCUUAUUAUUACUACCCUUCAUGAAGGGUAACAAUGUUAAUUGUAUAUUUUUAGGUUUAAAAUGUACAGUACCAGCACAAGUUUAGACACACAGCCUGUUCAUCAGCAGUACACCACGAAAGCCCACGCAGACAUUGGGUUCAAAACAGCUCGCAGACAGUACAAACACUCACACCAGACAACACCUUGAAUGCAGUAAUCUGUCUGUCUGUUGUAUAAUUACUACUGAGCAACCAAAGCUGAGGGUGCAAACACUUGCUCUGUAAUUUCAACCAGUAUCAUUAGUAUAUAAUUUUAUAACUAUGCAGCCCUGCCUUUGUCCUUUUUAUUUAAAAAAAAAAAAGGAAUCUCAAUCACUCAUCAGGGACUUUUUUAUACAGAUAAAAGAUCCUCCAUUUUGCCAGAUUUAUUAUUUUAGGUUUUUUUUUUUGUUUUUUUGUUUUUUAAUUAAAUGGUAAAUGGCUUGUAUUUGUAUAGCGCUUUACUUAAUGCCUAAGGACCCCAAAGUGCUUUACACUACAUUCAGUCAUUCACACAUUCACACACUGGUGAUGGCAAGCUACAUUGUAGCCACAGCUGCUCUGGGGCACACUGAAUUAAAAUCAAAGGUCUUAUCCUGCUUAAAUUUUUUCAUUUAACCAUCUAUAAGAAACAUUAAGUCUGAACAUUUUCCGGGAGAGUCUCCUUUUCCUGACAUUAGAAAGGAAAGGUUUUGUUUCCCUUAUUUCAUGUUGUUUUCACAGACCUGUUGAUUUCCUAGUGGAACUUUUGCACAUCUGUUUUAGGUACGAACUUUUACUGCAGUGAAUGAUAGAGAUACCAAAUUUUUUUUCUGAGGAGCAUGACUUUUGACCAGUAUCUGACCAAUCAAGUCAUUGUUGCUAAAUCAGUGUUUAGAUUUUGUCUUAGAAGUAAAUAAGUAUUUAGAAGUAAGUAUUUUUGUACCUCCAUAUUUUUUACUAAAACAUAUUUAGCUAUCUUAAUCCUUCUUAGCAUUCGAUGCACUUGUAUAUGUAUUUUAACUGUACACCUUGAGCUAUUUUUCUCUUGUUACUGAAGUGUAGACAGCAUUGUUUUUGUUUUUACACUAAUGGUUAUUUGUUACAUUUGACCUUUCCACAACCUUAGCCAUCACAGCUAUAUGCAAAGCCUUAACCUAUCCUGAAGCCUGAAUUUAGCAUGCAACAAAACAGCCAAGGCACAUUUGGCUCUUUAAAACCUGUCAAAAAAGUGAAACCCAGUAAAAAUCUCUUCCCUUUGGCAUCAUAUCUUUACACAUUAAAAUUAUGAGGUAUUACUUACUGGUGGCUUCACAAAGACACUGUUAUAAAAGCAUGGAUUACCUGGGGACAAACUGAGGUGAAAUUAAAAUAAACUGAUAUAUUUUUUUUGAUUCUUUGUUUGUUACUUGUUACUUUUGUGAAUGUCAAUAAACAGCCAACAGUCUGGUUAUGUGUUAAUGUUGCCCUUUAACUACAGGACUUGCACCUUACUGAUUGUUAAUGACUUCCUGGGAUCAACUUUGUAAGACGGGGCAUAGCAGAACAUUUCUGAGAACCACUUUGGUAUAUGGUAGUGAUAGUAUAACAUACUCUGGUGUCUCAAAUGUGGCAGCUUUGCGUAAAAGAUUAAAUAACUAAAACAUGGUCUUUGGUCUGCAUUGUAAAUUGAUUUGUUUUUUUAUUUGUCUUAAAAGUUAAAUAAACCUGCAUACAUAUACGUUUUUAAAAUGUUUUUCUCAUUCUUUUUUUCUUCUUUUUUUGCAACGAUAAGGUGAUUUCCAAAGAUCUGUUAGUUGAAAACUUGUCAUAUUUCAUCAUGGUGUGUAGUACAAUUACGUCCAUAAAUAUCUGGACAGAGGCACAGGUUUGUUUGUUUUUUAAUUUGGUUCUGUACAUUAACACAUAAUGAAUGUUAAAUAACACACCUCAGAUGCAUUGAAAUUGCAGACUUUCAGUUUUAAUUCAGUGGGUUGAACAGAAAAAUUGCAUAAAAUGUGAGGAACUAAAGCAUUUUAUUCCUUCAUUUCAGGGGCUAAAAAGUAAUUGGACAAAUUAAAUAACUGAAAAUGAAAUGUUCAUUACUAAUACUUGGUUGAAAACCCUUUGCUGGCAAUGACAGCUUGAAGCCUUUAACUCAUGGACAUCACAACCUGAGUUUCCAAUUUUUUUAAUGCCCUGCCAGGCCUUUACUGCAGCGGCUUUCAGGUGCUGUUUGUUUGUGGGCCUUUCUGUCCAAAGUUUUUUCUUCAACAAGGGAAGUGAAUGCUCAAUUCGGUUUAAGCACUUCUGUGCUUUAUUAAACUCCUGCUUGGCUGUUGCUUUGGCUGUAUGGCUCUUACCCUUCAGAAUUAAUUUGGUUGCUUGUCCUGUGUCACAUGGUCAAUAAACACUAGUGUCCUAGUGCCACUGGCAGCCUUACACUCCCAAGAUGUGGUAUGCUUUGGAUCAUGAGAAUGUUCCAUAUCUUCUCCAUACUUUUUCUUGCUGACACUGUGGUAGAGGUUGAUCUUGGCUAUGAUUUUCAAGAAGUGGGCUGGCUUUUUUUUUUUUUUUGUCCAAUCUAACCUUUCUGUUCUUGAGCCUUAUGAAUGACUUGGAUCUUGCAGUGAAACUUCUGUUUUUACUUUCAUGCAGUCUUCUCUUUAUGCUGGACUAUCAAUACGCCUACCUUGUAGAGAUUGUUCAUUUGGUUUCCCAUCCAAUUUCUUGGAUGGGUUUUUUCUCUGUUUUGGCUGCUUAAGGAUGGCUUGUUUUCACCUGCAUGAACAUAUGGCCUGUAUUUAUAUAUUUAUCUAUAGCACUGUUUAUGAUAGGCAACUGUAUCCUGACUGUCUUAUGGUGAUCCUGGGCUGUUCCGGCGACUCCUUGGCACUUCCCUUUGCUGUUCAACAGGCCUUCAUGUUUGGUAUGGUUAUUGGCAAACGUCUGAUUCUGGGGGAGUGGAAAUCUGCCUCCCCUCCCUGCUUCAAGAGGUGGCUCGAAGAGAUGGUCUCCUGUUUAUACCUGGAAGAAAUUCGGUUCUCUACGUCUGAUUCCAUGGAGAAGUUCAGGAAGAUAUGGGGGCCCUUUAUAGACCACAUUAAGAAGGACAGUCCACGCCCUGGGUCCUGACCACAUUGUUUUAACUGCUUUCAUUCUGAGCUGUUGCCCAUAACUGUUUUUGCAUGAUUGUUAUCAGCUCCUCCUAGCGAUCUUUGGAUUUGAUCUUGUGGAUUGGACUCACUAGAUUGUGAGUUGUUUGACAUGUAUACCAGUUGCUUUGUUUGCUUCUCUGCUGUUUUUAAUAAGUGCUGGCCUUGUACCCUGUUGUGUGGUUUGUUGCUCUGUUUUUUUUUUUUUUGUUUGUUUGUU